AAUUUGUUGCUGACAUUCAAGCGAUAAAGUUGUGCAUCGUCCUUUACCGUCGCUCAUUGCCUCAGUUGUUUUCUGUUUUUUUUUGUUUGUUAUGCGCGCCGGCUGUUUAAAUAUCAAACGAUCGCCAAAAAACAAGACUUUUAUUUUGCAAAAUUCAAGCGCACUUUUUGUUCAAUUUUUUUUUGCUUAUUCUGCUGUCUGUAUUUUUGUGUAUGUGUGAAAAAUAUAAAAUAUUUAUGAAUUGUGAAUAUUGUUGCCAUGCCGCAUACGGAGUAAUAAUAAUAUAAAAUAUGCACCUGUCUCCCAGUAGUCAGUGAAGCCUGAAGAGCCAAGCCACAAAAGUGUAAAGUGCACUCGCCAGCAAAGCUUUUGAAAAACAACCAAUACAAAAACGAAAACAAAACAAAGAGGCGGAAAGCAACAAAAACAACAACGACAACAAGAAAUUUGCAACUCGAGAAUUUUUGCGCUCCAAUUGCAGAAGAGCUAUUGUUGUUGUUAUUGUUGUUGUUGGGUGUGUUUGUCUUCUUCUGCUAAGCAACCAACACAAAUGAGUUGUGGUCUGAGGCAAUGAUGAUGAUGAUGUCGACGUCGACGUCGAUGACUGACUGCAGCAGCAGCAGCAUGCAAGGAUCGACAACGAGUAGCGCCUCCAGCGAUGUGAUGACACUGACCACCACAGCGGCAUCAUCGUGGUGUGCGAUGCCGUCGAGCACGCGUCUGCGUGUAGUGCGACUGGUGCGGCCGCAUCAGCGACGGCUGCUUGUGGUGCCGCCGGAGCGUAGUGCCACCUUUGGAUUUGCGGUUCGCGGUGGCAAGGAGCAUGGCAUCGGUUUCUUUGUCUCGCACGUUGAGCAUGGGGGCGAGGCGCAGCUGAAGGGCUUGCGCAUUGGCGAUCAGAUCUUGCGCAUCAAUGGCUAUCGACUGGAGGAUGCGGUGCACAAGGAGUUCAUACAGCUGGUGGCCAGCCAGGAUCGUGUCACGCUCAAGGUGCGCGGCGUUGGAAUGCUGCCAGUCAAGGAGCAACCGGAUGAGCGUCUCUCCUGGAGCGUUGUAAAGCUGCCCAGCGUAAGCGGAACACCGUCAGAGAGUUCAUUCAAGACGACGACGACAGGGACGGGUUCGGGUUCGGGCACGGGGACGGGAAUGGGAAUGGGGACGGGAGAACGUCGAACGGCCAGUCGUGAGAUAAAUGUGGUGCUGCAUGUGGCACCCCGCACUAAACUGGGUCUUGGCAUCUGCAAGGGACCCGAAUGGAAACCCGGCAUCUUUGUGCAGUUCACCAAGGAGCGGAGUGUGGCGCGGGAGGCGGGUUUGCGGCCGGGCGAUCAAAUCCUCAGCGUGAACAGCAUCGAUUUCUCCGAUGUGCUCUUCAGCGAGGCAGUCGCUGUGAUGAAGGGCUCCAGCCAGCUGGAUAUGGUGGUGCGCACCGCUGCCGGCUGUGAUCUGUUCCCAGGUGAAUCCAGCGGCUACAACAGCUCCGCCAGCUCGGUGACGGGCGAUCAGAGUCCCUGCUGGGCGGACGCCAAAUCCAAGCGACUGACAGCGGUCCGCGAGGAACCCACCCAGCAGCAGCAGCAGCAGCAAUCCUCCAAUGGCGGCGGUGUGCAAAUGCACAAGCAACUCAACAAGACAAUCAUUAAGCUGACAGAGAAUGGCACCUCCAUCAACAACACCUACAUAGCCAAUGCCAAUGACCAGCAGCAACAGUCCGUGGAACAACACCUAUCCGUCAGCCGCAGCACCACAAUGCGACGCAGCUGCUCGGCGACAGCGCCUGCACCACCCCCACCAGCAGCCAUGACCAACUCUGCCAGCAGCAGCAGUGCCGGAGGCGGAGGCGGCAACAGCAGCAGUCUCUCUAGUGCCAUAACCGAGGAGCUCAAGAAACGCAAAGAGAAGCAGCAGCAGCAACAGCAGCAGCAGCAACCACAACAACAGGUGGGGCAACCACGCAGCAGCCACUUGAGUCGAGGCAAAGAUCGAGAUGAGCGAAUUGAAGAUCGCUCGCACAACAAACAGAACAGCAACAACAAUAACAACAGCGGCAGCAGCAGCAGCAGCAGCAACCGCAGCGUUGCACAAGUGUCGCAUAAGCGUGAACGCACCACAAGCUCAGGCCGAGCUGGAUGUGUUGGUGGAGGAGCAAAUGGUGGCAACAGUGGUGCAGCGGUUGGUGCAACUGCAACUGGCGAUCAGCACACGGCGCUGAUGGAUGAAUUUAAGCGGGCGCAUCAGCGCAUGUUUAGGAACGGGUUCCAUGAGAGCGAGCACAAGGAACGCGGCGAGACACUAAAACGCACUUCGAUAAUGCCCGAUGAUAGCUGCUAUCGCAACAGCACCAACAACAACAGCACCAACAACAACAGCACCAACAACAACAGCAACAACAACAAGAGCACCAACAACAACAGCAACAACAAAAUGAGCAACAAAAACAGCAACGGAAGCAAUCGCAUGUCGCUGCUUAACGGCAACAACAACAACAACAGCAGCCACAAUAUGAAUGGAACGCUGGAAUUACCGCCACCGCCGCCGCAAUUUGCCAAUCCGCUCAAGCUAAGCAUUCCCAAUGGCAAUGGCAAUGGCAAUGGAAAGAGCAAGAUGACGACGACGACGACGUCAACGUUGACGUCGCCGCGAACGCAAGCGUUGUCGCCUGUGCGCAGUCCUGGCAUCAAUAUUGGAGGCGGCUUACGUGCGCCAGCCACGCCCCAGCCGGACUAUGAUGCCGCAGCGACAGUUCAGCUGCGCAGCAAUGCAACAGCGCCAAUGACAGCAACCACACCAACAGCAUCAUCUGCAGCUGCAACAGCAGCAGCAGCAGCAGCAGCAGCAGCGUCAAAUGGCAGUCAGCAGCAGCAGCAGCAGCAGCAGCGACGCACAUUGCGCCUGGGCACCGUUACAAUUGGAGAAUACGGCGAGCAGCAGCGUGCUGGCAGCCGUGAAACUCUUCGCAAAAUGCCAUCCAUUGGUAGCGGGAGUGGAAACGGCGCUCAAACAAACGGCAUACUCAAAAAUGGCAACCGCAGCAGCGCCAGCUUCAACAACAACAACAGCAGCAGCAACAACAACAGCAGCAGCAGCAACAACAACAGCAGCAGCAGUCGCCAGCAGCAGACCAUUAAGUUUGGCAACUGACGACUGGUGGGCGCCAAUUGCAACGUAGCCGUAAAAUCAUUUGUGCAAUAUGCUUUGCUGACAGUACAAAAACAAACACAAAAAAACACAAAAAAAAAUCAAAUGAAAUGCGAG
This is a messenger RNA of Drosophila grimshawi, 3255 nucleotides long. RefSeq names its product homeobox protein 5. The record is from RefSeq and is a predicted model, not a curated record. The transcript is spliced from 7 exons. Gene Ontology annotation, biological process: rhabdomere development. Lineage: Eukaryota; Metazoa; Arthropoda; Insecta; Diptera; Drosophilidae. Bases 571 to 3141 code for a protein of 856 amino acids. Gene Ontology annotation, molecular function: protein binding. Gene Ontology annotation, cellular component: cilium; stereocilium tip; plasma membrane.